Molecule: messenger RNA, 2101 nt
Organism: Pteronotus mesoamericanus
Lineage: Eukaryota; Metazoa; Chordata; Mammalia; Chiroptera; Mormoopidae
Gene: DMRT2
Product: doublesex and mab-3 related transcription factor 2
Exons: 4
Coding region: 183-1868 (561 amino acids)
Biological process (GO): sex differentiation; regulation of transcription by RNA polymerase II
Cellular component (GO): nucleus
Molecular function (GO): DNA-binding transcription factor activity, RNA polymerase II-specific; RNA polymerase II cis-regulatory region sequence-specific DNA binding
Source: RefSeq, a predicted model, not a curated record
CUGCAGCUAGGAGCUCUGCGUCUCACGUCGCUGUGUGCGUUCGCCAGCCCAAAGAGCACUCGGUCUGAGGCAGGCCAGGGCGGCCCGACCCUUCCUUCCCAGCCUGGGGUAGAGGAAGCCGAAAGUAGCUUCAGCGAGACUGCAGGAGACUGAGCGUGGGCCCGAGCGAAGCGCCACGCGCCAUGGCCGACCGGCAGGCGGGCCCGGCGGCCGGGGACUGGGAGAUCGACGUGGAGAGCCUGGAGCUAGAGGAGGACGGCCGCGGGGCGCCGCCGCCAACGCCGCCUGGGCCCAGCCCGCCGCCGGCCGAGGAGGAUGGUGAGGAUGACGACGAAGAGGAUGAGGAUGACGACGACGUGGAGGACGAGGGCGACGGCGAGGAAGCAGGCGCGUCCCCAGGGAGGUCCUGUCGGCCACAGCAGCACGGGCUCACCGAGCCGAGGCCGCCACCAGCGCCGCAGGCCUCUCAAGCCCCCGCCGGGCACCCGGAGCGCGGCGUGCACGCGGGCGGCGGCGCGGAGCCGCGCAAGCUGAGCCGCACGCCGAAGUGCGCGCGCUGCCGCAACCAUGGCGUAGUGUCCUGCCUCAAAGGUCACAAACGCUUCUGCCGCUGGCGUGACUGCCAGUGUGCCAACUGCCUACUGGUGGUGGAGCGGCAGCGCGUCAUGGCGGCCCAGGUGGCGCUCCGGAGGCAGCAGGCCACAGAGGACAAGAAGGGGCUUUCUGGGAAACAGAAUAACUUCGAGCGCAAAGCCGUGUAUCAGAGGCAAGUCAGGGCACCCAGUUUGCUGGCCAAAAGUAUUUUAGAAGGCUACCGCCCCAUUCCAGCAGAGACUUAUGUGGGAGGGAGCUUACCUCUACCUCCCCCAGUAAGUGACCGGAUGAGGAAAAGGCGAGCCUUUGCUGAUAAAGAGUUGGAGAACAUUAUGCUGGAGAGAGAAUAUAAAGAGAGGGAGAUGUUGGAAGCUUCCCAAGCUGCUGCCUUGUUCCUGCCCAACCGCAUGGUGCAUGGACCUGAAUACAACUCCUACAAAGGUGCCUACAGCCCCACCCCAGGGGAACCACCAAACAAAGACUUCUGUAAUUUUUUGCCCACCUGCCUUGAUCUAACCAUGCAGUAUUCAGGGUCUGGGAAUAUGGAACUAAUUUCUUCUAAUGUCAGUGUGGCCACGACUUACAGACAAUAUCCCUUGUCCUCCAGAUUUUUAGUUUGGCCCAAGUGUGGCCCCAUUAGUGACACUCUCCUCUACCAGCAGUGCCUGCUAAACGCCACCACCUCAGUUCAAGCCCUGAAACCUGGGGCCGGCUGGGACUUGAAGGGAGUACAAGUCCAGGAUGGACUCGUUGCAGAGCACGACAUGAUGCCACCGAAACUGGAAGGCUCUCUGGUGCUGCCUCACACCCCUGAGGUCCAGACCUUAAGCAGUGACCUUCAGGGUCACCAGGCUGUCCCUGAGAGAUCUGCAUUCUCCCCACCCCGACGGAAUUUCUCUCCGAUUGUUGACACGGACUCCCUGGCAGCUCAAGGGCACAUCUUAACCAAGAUCAGCAAAGAAAGCACCAGGCACCCUCUGCCACUUAAACAUAAUCCAUUCCACUCAUUAUUCCAGCAAACUCUUAAUGACAAAUCAGGUUCUGAGUUGAAAACACCAUUUGUCAAAGAGGCCUUUGAAGAGGCCCCUAAGAAACACAGAGAGUGUUUAGUCAAGGAGAACCAGAAGUACACAUUUACAAUAGAUAGAUGUGCAAAAGACCUUUUUGUAGCCAAACAAGUUGGAACAAAACUCUCGGUGAAUGAACCGCUGUCAUUUUCUGUUGAGUCUAUUCUCAAGAGGCCUUCAUCUGCCAUCACUCACAUCUCUCAGUGAAAGCCUGCUGAAAUGGAAAGCUGAAUUUUCUGCAGUCUCAGAAGGUUCUUACCAGUUGCUGAAUUUUUUUUAAAGAAAAAAGCUAAGAUGUUUGUAUAAAGGAAUUUCUACUGUAAAUGAUGGUGAUUAAAAAAAUUUAUAUGCAUGUCCUUCUUCUCACCACAUGUUUAAAUUUAAAAAUGGAAUUUGCUUAUGUGCAAAUUGUGAAGUUUCACACUUUACACAUUAUUUCA